This is a messenger RNA of Stegastes partitus (bicolor damselfish), 5143 nucleotides long. RefSeq names its product sine oculis-binding protein homolog. Bases 211 to 2826 code for a protein of 871 amino acids. Gene Ontology annotation, biological process: animal organ development. The record is from RefSeq and is a predicted model, not a curated record. Gene Ontology annotation, cellular component: nucleus. The transcript is spliced from 7 exons. Lineage: Eukaryota; Metazoa; Chordata; Actinopteri; Pomacentridae.
CUGUUGAGCGGCGGAGCCUCCAGCCCGGAGCGCACGCGUGUUCACUGGACUCGAAUGGUGUGAAGCCCCAGAUGAGGGACUCGGACGUCCGGGGAAUGACAGCGUCUGUCACCGGGAGUGACAGCUUUCACUCUGAGCGACUCCGCUGAAAUUCCUCCAGCCUGACACCCAGCGACACUGAUCCGGACCGGAUCCAGCCACACCAGGACUAUGCCAGAGAUGGAGAAAGGGAGACCUCCGGAAAAUAAACGCAGCAGGAAACCCGCGCACCCCGUGAAGAGGGAGAUCAACCAGGAGAUGAAGACGUUUGCAGAAAGCACCAUGAACGAGCUCCUGGGGUGGUACGGGUACGACAAGGUGGACCUCCGGGAGUCGGAGGCCAACGAGAUCAGAAACUACAGGGAGAGGCGUCAGCAUGUGUCUGUGCUAAAAGAAAACUCGUUGCCAAAACCCAAAAGUCUGGACGCCAAAGCCAGUCACUCAGUCCUGGCCAUGAAGAGCGGAGAGAGGGAGUCCUGCAGCGUCCCUUCCUCCUCGCCCUCCUCUUCUGCGACAAGCUCAUCCCUGACCUCCCCCAAGGAGCACAAGAGCGCCCCUGUCAUCGUCCCUCUCAUAAAGCCGUCAGCAGUGGAAGACGUGCAGAACGUGCAGAUAGUGUGUGUUUGGUGCCAGAAGGAAGGUGUAAAACGCUACUCUCUAUGUAUGGGCUCGGAGCUCAAGAGCUUCUGCAGUGAGAAGUGUUUCGCCGCCUGCAGACGGGCCUACUUCAAACGCAACAAGGCCAGAGAUGAAGAUCUCCAUGGUGAGAGAUCCCCGCAGCACUCCCAUACAGAGGACUCGCCCAGACUGGUGUUGAAGAUAAACACCAAUGUCAGACAGUCUCUCUCCCCUGUGCCACAGGUAUGUGACUGGUGCAAGCAUGUCCGUCACACUAAAGAAUACCUGGACUUUGGAUCUGGUGAGGAACGACUCCAGUUCUGCAGCACAAAGUGUCUGAACCAGUACAAGAUGGACGUCUUCUACCGAGAAGCGCGUGCAGCUCUCACCAGCACCAGUUCCAGCCCAAACAGAACCAGUCAGGAGGGGAGGGCCGACAGCGUGGUGGCUGGGCAAAAGCUACUCACUCCAGAGUCUUGGAACAGCAGCAACAGUGCAAUGGAAGCCCGUAACAGAAACCUUUCCCCUAAAGGGCCUGCACUAAUCCACGGAUCAGCAGAACCCACCUCCAUCUCCCCCUCAGAAGCCUCUUCUUCUUCUUCUUCUUCUUCCAAAGUCCCCGUUCCAGGGCUCAGGACCCUGGAGAGAUCGAUCCAGCCCCCUCCCUCUUCUAUGGAGGUGUCGCCGCACCCUGUUCCCCUUCCUCCUCCACCUCCUCCUCGCCCUCCUCUGGAGCAAAAGCCAGUGCCUCAAAUCCCCAUGCCCUUCAUCAGGCCUCCUCUUCAUGCUCAGGGCCUGAAAAGCCCCCUUGCCAAUCCUCCCAGACAUCCAGGCCCCCCUUCCAGCCCUAUCCACAGACCUCCACACUCUCCCCACCUACAGCCCCCAACUUCUACUUCGAUGAAUCCCCCUGGACUGAUGCAUCCCUUCCCAGGAGCCUACUUCCCUGGAUUGCACUCCCCUCCUCUGAACAUGAUGCCAAGAGCUCCAGUCCCAAUGCCUCCCAUAAUGAACUUUGGGAUUCCUUCUUUUAGCCCUUUGCUGCCCCAACCCACUGUGCUGGUGCCUUAUCCCAUCAUUGUUCCCUUGCCUGUCCCCAUACCCAUUCCUAUCCCCAUUCCAGUCCCUCCUAAAGCAACAGUAGAAACUCCAAGUCACAGUGGAGUUAUCCAGCCCGUGCCAGAAGGGGUGGACAGGGUGAGAUCCAGGGCUAUCAGGCCACAAUCUCCAGGGAUCUCUGAAGGGGACAUCAGAUUGGUAGCCAACAAAUUCGGUGGAGCCUUGCCUCAAGGUCUUUCCUCACCGAGUGACCCCAACACAAGGGACACAGAUUGGGUUAAAUCAGAGAGGCCAUUUCUGUCCCCAGCAUCCACACCCCAAAGUGGAGCAUCUUCCCCCAGAGCACAGUACAAUGAAUCCCCCUGCUCUGCCUCAGGGUCGGAGGUGCUGGCAGACGAAAAGCAGCAGCAGACAGAGCGACAAGUCAUCCAAAGGGUUCUUCAAAGGACCCAAGUGAAGAUGGAGCCCAGUGCCAAUGGAGUGGUGGACCUGUCAGGGCUGGGGGAGUCAGGGACUGGACAGGUUAACAGAUCGGGGCUUCACGAUAUCAUCAGACCCACCCCUCCUCUACCACAGUCACCUUCACAUGACACUGUCUACCAGCACCAGGACUCCCAAACUCCACCCUGUCACACCCCACCCAGCCCCAUGGGGAGCAGCCAUCCACAUGAUGCCACACCCUCUGUCCUGAAAUCUCGGGACCACGGUCAAAAUGGAAUGUCCUCUGCAUCCACACCUGCCAGUCCAGACUCCUCCCUACCCCAGAGAUUACAAGCACCACCCUCUGACCCUGCACUUAGUGAGCUGGAGGCCAUCAAAGAGAACAAGUGCUCUGUUGUUAGCCCAGUGCGGGUCGAGGGCCCAGUCGGUCACUUAGAAGAGCCCUUAACAGUAGUCGGGGACAUAGGAGAGGACUCUCAUGUUCCAGAUGAGGACCAUGCCUAUGCCCUGCCCACAGCGCCAAAGACAGGUGGGACCACCACCCCACUGCUCUUGCCCAAACUCAGGGACAAGGGCAGCCUGCGGAGCCCUGCUAAUAUGCCCAGCGCUGGAGACAUGGAGCCAGCUCUGAAGAGGCGAUGCCUGCGAAUCCGAGAUCAGAAUAAGUAGAGGAUGGAGACUCCCUGUUUAACACUGUAUGGCAGUGCCAGAUUCAGUGCCACGCCCUCUUGUGGACAACACCAGUGCUAACACCCUCCAGCCUGUCCCUCAGCCCACCAGAGUGCUGCUCUGCCUGUAGACCAGCAGGGUGCCAACCCAGGAAGCAGUCCAGAUGGCCGAAUUAUCGCAAGUCAACAUGGAGGUGGGGGGGAGAACACAACACAGUCACACAGUUUUGUCUUGGACCAAAGAGCAUCGCUGGCUCGUGUGUUACAUUGUGUGCGGUGAGCGCUUGAAAUGGAGCAUCUCAGAUCUUCUUCCUGUCUGACAUUGCCCUAAAGUGUGCACAACUUAGUGUGGCUGCCCAGAUGCGCUCCUCCUCCUCCUCUUCCUCCUCCUCCUCCUCCUCGUCCUCCUCCUCCUCCUCUUCGCUCCACACAGCAGACAGGGCUCUGAUCAGCCUUGUGUGGUCUUCUCAGAUGGAGCCUGAACAUGAUCUCUUUCCAGGGGAAACGGUUUGUUUUCUCUGCCCGGCUUGCACAAAGAGCCACAUUGUUCCUCUCCCCAUAUCCCACGCUGACUCCCCACUCCAGGUUUUGGGUUACCUGGCCGACGGGGGCUCAGACUUCAGGAGCUUUUUUAUUUUUUUGACCGACAGCCAGGAAUAUAGUAUACCCUUCUCUCCUCCACCUAUCCGCCCAAUCUAAAUACGGUACACACCAGUGCUGAGGUUUUUAUCCCUCACAACUGAUUGCCUGUGACUCCCUACGCUGCUCACUUCCUUCGAGGGAGGAGAGAAAUUCUGCUGAGAUUAAGACUUUAUCCCCGGGCAGUUUGCUCACCGUGUAGAGAGUCCGGCUCGGCUGUCAAGACAGAGGAUUGAAUCCCCCCGAGGAGAGCCCUCUCUGGCUCCUCUAAAACAAUGUAGACAGAACAUCCGAGGGCACGCCUACUGAUGCACACUAGCCGAGACGGUCUGUGAACACUUUAGUCGUCUUGAUGACGCUGGUACAUAAAUGUGUGAUUUACAGAUCCGAUAUCCACCAAAUGGCAAAUUUGAAUCCGUGUUUGCUUUAAAAACCUUCACAGGACGCGACAGUUUGACUGAUUCAGAUUGUUUUUCUACAGUUAUUUGGCUUCGAUCGGACAAUUCUGACAAAAAACAAAAAAAACAAGACGAAGUUUUGUAAUAUUACCAAAUGUGGUGUUAUACUCAAAAGCAUCAAAUGCUGUGGUGUGCAGCGAGCAGUAUUACAGUUCCCGCUGUUGGGGAUACCUAACGAGAUUUGAUCCACUUAGAGGCUUGUCAACACUUGUCCCCCUUUUGUAUGAUUUCCAGUUGAAAUCUACGCAGAUACUAUUUGAUGUUAUAUUAACUUAUGGAUGAUGCUUAUGUAGAUUUUCACACACACACACACAAAAAGCUUUAUUUCCUCACUUGUUUUGUUUCUUUGGUGAUUGUGUGCCGAAGCUCUUGAACGCCUCCUCCUCCCCCUGUCUAUGUGUUUAUAUGCCCACUAGAGAGCAGUGUUUGCCUUUGUAACUUUGCACCUGCCCUUUUUUUUUUUUUUUUUCCUGACAAGAAAGCACCAGGAGGCCCCAUAGGCAGUCUGCUGAAAGCCCAAUACAAUCUCACUGAACACAACACUGCACUCGGUGCCAUCUGACUCCCAUCCAAGCAGACAGCUUUUUCCUCGCCAAUAUUUCAGACGAUUGCAGCAGCGUCCUAUCAAGGAUGUAGUCAGCGGCCUCUUCGCUCAUCGUGACCUAGAAAAUGUCACCCAGCCCCCCCCGCCAUCAUUCCAAAACUACCUACCCUGUCUGUGUUUGUGUAUAUGUGCCUACGGAGGAAACACGCUUUCCUGUCGCCCCGCUCAUUCCAGCCGACAUCCUCACCCACAAGUCAUGCCAUUAGUGUCAGAGUCAUCCUGCCAGGGGGGACUUUGUCAACAGCUGAUGACAUCACUCCAUACAAAUAGCUGCCGUGUCAACAAGUGGUUCUGCUCUGACUUCAGAGGCCAAAUCUUACACCAUCAAGACUGCCAUUAUUAUUACUAUUAUUAUUAUUUUCAAUCAUUGCCAUUUCUCACCUGGUACAAUAUGGGUGUUAAUUCAAAGUUUUGACAAAAGUGACUUUAGAUGUUUUUUUGUUGUUGCCUGAAAUGCAUAGGUAGGCUACUUUCUGACCUCCCCUGUCCAACAUUUAGCCGCUAUCUGGAUUUAAACUGUCUCACUGUUUGUAUUUGAAUAAAGAUUAAGUAACCAAGAGCUUUGGUGGAGACCUCUUUGUAAAGUAAAAAAUAAAUAAAAGUUAUUCUAAGAGCAA